AUGGCCCACAACAACCUGGACGAUUCGGACUCGCCAAUCUUACCAGCAGCCGCCUUGUCCGACGAUGAGACGCCAGAGGCCGUUACCCCGCUGCCCGAGCAAGAUGGUAUGCUCUUACGGGACCGACAGCAAAAGACGGCGUACUACGACUACACCGCUGAGAAGCAAUUGAGUCAAACAGAUGCAAAGCUGUUUUACCAGCGAAGUCAAUUAGAAUCUCAGAAAACUGGUGGGAGCAACUGGGGUCAAUCACAGAGCUCCCCGCCGGCUAGUCCUUUGUUAGCUUCCAGACUUGCUCAUAACGGAUUUGAUGCUUCUGCAGCAGCUGGUGUGAGACGGUCUGAUAGUGUCAGCUCCUUGAAGAGUGCGCAAAAGCAGGGCACCGGCAGCACUGUUAAGUACAGGCCUGCCUUCCCCUCUGGCCUCGCAGAUCCGAACAAACAUCCCGAAAGCAAUAUUAUUCAAGACCCCGGUGCAGGUCUUGUACAGAGUCCAGUUGGUAUACAUCGCACUGAGUCUCUCCUCCAGGCGGAUCGCGCUGCCAGAGAUCAUUCUGCCCACCCAUACCUACCCCACGAACCAAAGCCUUUGCUCGAAAAUGAAGGAGUACAUGGAGCAGGAGCAGGUGUGGGAAUUGGAGCAGGCCCUGGCGGGUUUGCCGACAAUGAUGAUCAAAUUACUUCCGAGUUGAGCACUAUAUAUUCAAACAUACAGAAAAUACUAGACAUCCGACACAAGUAUGUGCGAUUGUCUUUGCAGAGCAAUGGAGACAAUCCUAAAGAUGAGCCCAAUUGGAACAUCUAUCCUCCACCUCCAGAACCAGCUUGGUAUGAGGAGAACCAUCGCCACAACACUGGCUUCGCAGCUGGUCAUGGGAGUCAGAACGCAAGCAUGUCAAAUAGUAUGGUGCUUGAAAGACCCAUUAGUAAGAGCAAUAACACCUCGAGAAACUUCAGCUCGGCCAGCCUAUCACAAGCGGGUCAGAGCCCUAAUAGCAACAAGCCUCCCAAGAAAAAGCGCAAGCCAGGUCAAGAUAUUGGUGAGGACUUCGAUAUUGAGGACGUCUUGCCAGUACCAGGCACUAGUGAUCCUGAAAUGACAUUCCGGAUGGACAGCAACAGUGUCUAUCAGAUUUAUGAGAAUGCCGAAGCAGACAAGAUUGACAGCCCUGUGAUCAAUAUCCCAACCAUCCGAGAGUUCUAUAUGGAUCUAGAAUUCAUCCUCAAUGUCUCCUCUGAUGGUCCUAGUAAGAGUUUUGCUUUCCGCCGACUUCAGUAUUUGGAGGGAAAGUUCAAUUUGUAUGUUCUUUUGAACGAGUAUCAAGAGAUGGCAGACAGUAAAAGAGUUCCACAUAGAGAUUUCUACAAUGUUAGAAAGGUUGAUACUCACGUACAUCAUUCUGCUUGCAUGAAUCAGAAGCAUCUGUUGCGUUUUAUCAAGAGUAAGAUGAAGAAGUGUCCAGAUGAGGUUGUGAUGUUUAGAGAUGGAAAACAUCUUACACUGGAAGAGGUCUUUCAAAGUAUUAACUUGACGGCUUAUGAUCUGAGUAUCGAUACACUCGAUAUGCAUGCACACACAGAUUCAUUUCAUCGUUUUGACAAAUUCAACUUGAAGUACAACCCUAUAGGGGAAUCCCGACUUAGAACUAUCUUUCUUAAAACAGACAAUUUCAUCAAUGGAAGAUAUCUAGCAGAGAUAACCAAAGAAGUCAUGUCAGAUCUUGAAGCAAGCAAAUAUCAAAUGGCAGAAUGGCGUAUAUCUAUAUAUGCAAGAACAAUAGAUGAAUGGGACAAAUUAGCGGCUUGGGUCGUCGACAAUAAACUCUUCUCGCACAAUGUUCGCUGGUUGAUUCAGGUGCCUCGACUAUUUGAUGUUUACAAGUCUAGCGGGUUGAUGGAGAAUUUCGAACAAGUCGUCAAGAAUCUCUUUCAACCUCUGUUUGAGGUUACCAAGGAUCCUUCCAGUCAUCCAAAGCUUCAUAUCUUUUUACAACGCGUGGUUGGAUUUGACAGUGUCGAUGAUGAGAGCAAACCUGAACGUCGACUUUACAGGAAAUUUCCUGUUCCAAGCGAAUGGAAUUCAAAGCAGAAUCCACCAUACAGCUACUGGAUUUACUACAUCUUUGCUAACAUGACUUCGCUUAACACAUGGAGGAAGCAGAGGGGUUUCAAUACCUUUCUUCUGCGACCACAUUGUGGUGAGGCUGGUGAUAGUGAUCAUCUUGCUGCUGCUGUUCUUUGCUGUCACAGUAUCAGUCAUGGUCUUCUUCUUCGCAAAGUUCCAUUACUCCAAUACAUCUUCUACCUAGAACAAAUCGGCGUUGCUAUGUCUCCACUAAGUAACAAUGCCCUCUUUCUAGCAUACGAACGUAAUCCUUUCCAAGGAUAUUUCAAACGUGGACUUAACGUCUCUCUUUCCACCGAUGAUCCUCUACAAUUUGCUUUCACCAAGGAACCGCUUAUCGAAGAGUACUCUGUCGCGGCUCAGAUUUACAAGCUAAGUGCUGUCGACAUGUGCGAGCUGGCCAAGAACUCGGUCAAGCAGAGUGGAUAUGAACUUGCUGUUAAGCAAAGAUGGUUGGGUCCGAAUUGUAAUUUACCAGGAGUGAAGGGGAACUUUAUGGCGAAGAGUAAUGUCCCCAAUAUCAGGGAGGGCUUCAGACAUGAGACCCUCCUGCAAGAACUCGCUAUGAUCGAACGCUACACAGCGAUGGCCCAUCCUCCCCCAACUCACACUGACAUGCCUUCCUCCCUCCCAACGACCACCGAUCACCCUAUGCCAACCCCUCGCUCUCCCGAGUCCUCCAAACAAGCUCACGCCGGUUCAACCACCUCCGCCGAAUCCACCAUCCCGCCCUACCAACCCUUCCCCGCUCAAUCCGCACGCAUCCCGUCACAAAUCCAUCUCGACGGACACGCGGCGCUCGGUUCGCCCGUCCAGUCUGCUCGGAUGGCCGCGUCGCCGCAUCUGGGGGGUCUCAGCCGUGAGGGGACGUGGCCUGUAGAAGGGUUCUCCGAUCUUCAUCUCAGUGCGUCGGAGCCGAGGAUCUUUCCUGGACUGGUCAGUGGGCGCCAGAGACGGGGGAGUACGAGGCAGGGAAGCAUGCAUGAGGAUGAUGGGGUGGUGUUUGGGAGUGCGAAGGGCAAGGAGAGGCAGGGGAUGGUUGAGGAGGGUGAGGAAGGGGAGGAGGAGGUGGAGAGUGAUGCUGGGAGUAAUUAG
Messenger RNA from Glarea lozoyensis ATCC 20868, 3219 nucleotides. Its product is annotated as Metallo-dependent hydrolase. NCBI's taxonomy places the organism in Eukaryota, Fungi, Ascomycota, Leotiomycetes, Helotiales, Helotiaceae. Gene Ontology annotation, biological process: IMP salvage; AMP metabolic process. The transcript has 4 exons. Gene Ontology annotation, cellular component: cytosol. Gene Ontology annotation, molecular function: AMP deaminase activity. The record is from RefSeq and is a predicted model, not a curated record. Bases 1 to 3219 code for a protein of 1072 amino acids.